AUGGAGAGAGCCAGGCCGGAGCCACCGCCUAGGCAGCGCCAACUGCCGCGGGUGACCCCGCCGCGCCUGCUGCGCCCCGCUCCGUCCCCGCUGCCGGCCGAGGGCACCUCUUUUCGGGUAGCGGCCGCGGAGGCCCAGCCGUCGCCACAAGCCUCGUGCGCGGCCACCACUGCGACAGUGGCCCCGUCGUGCUGGGAGGCCCCAGCGUCGGGUGUCCAGCUCAGGGCGCAGGGGCUCCUGCAGGUGAAGCUGCCGCCAGGGUGCCCGCCUCCUCAGGCCGGGGACGUAGGCGCCACCGCGUCGCCCGCGCUGCUGCAGCUGAGGCCCGAGCUGCUGCAGCGGCCACCGCCACCUGCUCCCGAGAGUUCCUCCUGCGGGCCCGAAGGGCAGCCGGUGCUGCCCCGGGUACUGCACGUCAAGGCUGAAAAGCAGGAGCUAGGGCCCCGCUCCGAUCCGUCGGUGGGCCCUCGGAGGAUGGUCGAGGCGGGCCCACGGUCCUCCAGAGCAGCUCAGGUGGAAGGCUCCGGGCCCGCCCUCGACUGCCCCCGAAGUGACGAGAAGAAGGGCAAGUCAGAGGCGGAGGAGGUCAUGAGGGACACCGCGGAUGGUGGGGAUGGCAAAGGCCUGACAGCCAUCCGAGAGGGGGUCAUCAAGACGGAGGAGCCUGGGAGACCCUGUGAGGAGUGCAGGCUAUCCACAGAGCCCGCGUCCAGUGGCCUGGUCCAUGGCAGCAAGGAGGUCAUCCGGGCCCAGCCGUCCAGCACCUUUGGGCCGCACCAGCAAGACCUCGGGAUCCCUUUGACCCUCCACACCGUUCCUCCUGGAGCUCGGAUCCAAUUCCAGGAACCUCCACCUUCGGAGCUGAUACGAUUGACCAAGGUCCCCUUGCCACCAGUGCCUAUCAAAAUGCAGUCCUUACUGGAGCCUUCUGUAAAAAUUGAAACCAAAGAUGUCCUGCUCACCGUGCUUCCCUCAGAUGCAGGAAUACCAGACACUCCUUUCAGUAAGGACAGAAAUGGUCAUGUGAAGCGACCCAUGAAUGCAUUUAUGGUUUGGGCAAGGAUCCACCGGCCAGCACUAGCCAAAGCUAACCCAGCAGCCAACAAUGCAGAAAUCAGCGUCCAGCUCGGACUAGAGUGGAACAAGCUUAGUGAAGAACAAAAGAAACCCUAUUACGAUGAAGCACAAAAAAUUAAAGAAAAGCACAGAGAGGAAUUCCCUGGUUGGGUUUAUCAGCCUCGUCCAGGGAAGCGAAAACGCUUCCCUUUAAGUGUUCCCAAUGUAUUUUCUGGUACCACACAGAAUAUCAUUUCUACAAAUCCUACAAUUUAUCCUUAUCGCCCAACGACUUACUCUGUGGUAAUUCCCAGUCUGCAGAACACCAUCAUUCAUCCAGUUGGUGAAGCCCUACCUGCAAUCCAGCUGCCCACACCUGCAGUCCAGCACCCAAGCCCCAUCACACUUUUCCAGCCCAGUGUCUCCAGUACUGUGCAGGUGGCUAUCCAGGCUCCAAGUGUGCCUCUCUGCCCAGCAGUCCCACCCCAGAGCUUUGCUGGGCCCUCCCAAAUGAACACUCAUCAGCUGUCUUCCAGAGCCACUAGCUUGGUGAGGAGACACACUCCUGUCUCUCAGGAGAGCAUCAACAGGAUUCCAACUGGUGCAAGUACUACCCAUGCCAGAUUUGCAACCCCAACCAUCCAGCCUUCCAAGGAGUAUCUGAGCAUUUCUGCUUGUCCCAGAAGUGCUCCAGUCCCCCUGCCUUCUCCUCUCCCAUACUCACACAUCUACCAGCCUCCUCCCUUUAGCCCUCCAGCCACAUUAUUUGGGACAACACCGCGAUUCUUUUUUCAUCACUCUUACUUCCUACCUGGACCUCACUACUUCCCAUCAAGCAUGUGCCCUUUUAGUCGGCCUCCCUUUGGCUAUGGAAAUUUUCCAAGUUCAAUGCCAGAAUGCCUUGGUUAUUAUGAAGACAGGCGCCAAAAACAUGAGGUUGCGUUUUCAACUUUAGAGAGAGAGUAUGGUCUUACAGACUACUCGGGUGAUCGCCCACACAGGAGAGAUUCUCGGAGUUGUGAGAGCGUGCAUGGGACCUCUUACUGUCACAGUCACAGCCAUGGUGGGGAAGAAUACUUUAAUCUCAUGCCUCAGCUGGAUGUUGGAGCUUUUGAGAACGUCUUCACAGUCCCCACAUCAACUCCCUCUCGCAUCCAGCAAGUCAAUGUCACUGACACUGAUGAGGAGGAAGAAGAAAAAGUGCUCAGGAAUCUAUAAUUUUAAAACAAAUAUGCACAGAAAAUAAACAUUUCUUAAAAUAUAUCUGGGUCAGUUGGUGUGAGAAAAAAAAGCCUCGAAUGCUUUGUUAAAUUUUCAGCCAUGAUUUGAGGUGUCAAAACCAAAUGCGAUUUACACCUUCAUAAAAUUUUGAUUAGUGAAACUGGAGUCCUGAUGUUUCAUUGUAGGAAUAUUUAAGAUAAAUGAAGUAGUUUAUUUUUAUGGCUGAAAUGUGCACGAACAUAUAUUAUCAUUAUGUGGAAAAUAACAAAUCCCUACAACUACAUGUGAAGGGAAAGGGAGUUCAUAUCUGUCAGGACAAGAGUGGUUUUUAUUUCAUCUUAAUACAUUUAUUUUUUUUCUUAUAUGAUUUUUGUUUGAUGUUUAUGUAAUACUUAUGGAUAUUGUCAGUUUUUAUGUAACAGUUUGAAAACACUUUGAUAAGUUUCAGUAGUGAAUUGGGAUUCAGUUACUAAAUUUUCACUAAAAAUCGAUUAUAAGUUGCAGAUGCAUUUUAAUGGCACCUGGAUAUCUCCUUCAGCUAAAUUAGUCAUUUCUGUUCCUAAAUAUUUUCAUCAUCUUUUUCCAUUUGGUUUGCAUUGUUCUACAUUUGUCAUAAUUAAAUAAACAGAGAUAAAAUUGUUCUUGUUGGAUAUUUCCUGUUUGGGGAAUAGAAAUAAGCAAAAUGAGUACUACUUAAAUGAGGAUGGUGUCCUUACCACAUGCAGAUAUUUAUUUUUACUUAAUGGUAUGUAGAAUUGCACAGAUGAGAUACCAUUGAGACUUAAAACUUACAACAAAAGACUUAAAUGAGACUUAAAACUGUAUCAACAAAAAUGUUAGUGCAUAUAUUCUGAUAUCAUUUCCACACUUUUUACAUAUGUGUACAUGUGGCUUAAGCACUCUCCAAAAUGGAAGAACUCUUCUAGAUUUGGUACAGGCUGCUGUCUUUUAAAGUAUGGAGUUCAUGUAAGAGCACGUGGAAUUUCUUUAAGUCACAAUGAGCAAAAAAUCCUAUUUACAGUGUGACCUCUUAGUAAGUGACCAGAUAAUGGAUGGGGAGAACCUAUUAGAACAGGAUCAGAACCACCAGAAUUGCAAUCUUGGUAAAAGAGGCACAAAAUAAACUGAUGAUUGGCAAUGGUCACAAACCAAUAUACUUGUCCCUCAAUGAUCUGUAUAAUAUAUGUAAAUUGAAAUAUUAUUACUUAAAAAUGCAUGAAAACUGUGUAUGGAAACCUGUUCUGAACUUCCAGCUUAUUGUAUUAAAUCUGUUUGUCCAUUAAGCUAAGGUUGUUAAUGUAAUACAUUUCAUCCACACAAUACUCAAUUGUACUUAA
Manis javanica (Malayan pangolin) is the source of this 3614-nucleotide messenger RNA. It is a transcript of the gene SOX30, whose product is annotated as SRY-box transcription factor 30. Gene Ontology annotation, molecular function: sequence-specific double-stranded DNA binding; DNA-binding transcription factor activity, RNA polymerase II-specific. Gene Ontology annotation, biological process: regulation of transcription by RNA polymerase II. Gene Ontology annotation, cellular component: nucleus. The record is from RefSeq and is a predicted model, not a curated record. NCBI's taxonomy places the organism in Eukaryota, Metazoa, Chordata, Mammalia, Pholidota, Manidae.